Poecilia latipinna (sailfin molly) is the source of this 1208-nucleotide messenger RNA. RefSeq names its product cholesterol 25-hydroxylase like 1, tandem duplicate 2 (gene ch25hl1.2). Gene Ontology annotation, molecular function: oxidoreductase activity; iron ion binding. Lineage: Eukaryota; Metazoa; Chordata; Actinopteri; Cyprinodontiformes; Poeciliidae. The transcript has a single exon. The coding region runs from base 178 to 1011 and encodes 277 amino acids. The record is from RefSeq and is a predicted model, not a curated record. Gene Ontology annotation, biological process: lipid biosynthetic process.
GUUACCAGUUAACCAGGGUGCAUGAAUAAUUUGUCGGAUCUGUUUGAUACUCGAUGCCACCCACGCUGAGAGCGGAGCAUAGGCAGACACUCGUGGGCUGAAGUGUUCAGCAAAGCUGCUGUGUCUGACUGCAGCAUCUUCAGUCAUCAAAAAACUGCCUCUGAUUUGCUCCUAAGGAUGGCUUUUGCAGAUAACACCAUGGAUAUCUGGACAAAUUACUUGGGACAAAACUCUCUCCUGCAACCUCUGUGGGACACCCUGAGGCUAAACUACCGGGACUAUGUGAGAUCUCCACUCUUCCCCAUUGUGCUAACCGUGUCUUCGUAUUUCAUCUUCUGCAUUCCUUAUCUUGCUUGUGACAUCAUGGGGAAUAGAUGGCCAUGGGUGCAACAGUUCAAGAUACAACCUAGCCACCGGCCAACAGCCUCUACAUUGCUCCACUCCGCCGGUGUCACCUUGUACAACCAUGUGUUUCUCGUGCUCCCUGCUUCAGUGGCUCAGUGGUUAUGGAGACCACCGGCGGACCUCCCGGACCAGGCUCCCAAACUGCUAGAGCUGAUUGCCGGGGUGAUAGGCAACCUCCUUCUCUUUGACUUCCAGUACUUUAUUUGGCACCUGCUCCAUCAUAGGAUCCGCUGGCUGUACGUCACCUUUCAUGCCAUUCACCACAAGUACUCCUCUCCCUUUGCUCUUGCCACCCAGUGUCUGGGUGGCUGGGAGCUGGUCACAGUGGGUUUUUGGACCACUCUAAAUCCUGUCAUCCUGAAAUCUCAUCUACUCACCACAUGGGCUUUCAUGAUAGUGCACGUGUAUGUUUCGGUGGAGGAUCACUGUGGCUAUGAUUUCCCCUGGUCCACAUCUCGCCUGAUUCCGUUUGGCAUGUACGGAGGACCCAGCAAGCAUGAUGUGCACCAUCAGAAACCCAAUACUAAUUUUGCACCUCACUUCAGUCACUGGGACAGAAUAUUUGGCACACAUGCCGACUUCAGCUUCUGUAAUGCUAUGAAAUAGCAUGCAUUUGACAGCAGUUGUAUUACAGGCUUGUGCUAUAAUAUGGCUGUGCAUGACAUUUUUCUUAUAAAAACACAUAAACAGAUGCAUAAAGUUAGUGAGCUGCUUUAUUGAAAAUGCAUCAAAUUCUUGAGUGUGUUUCAAUAUCCAGUAAGUAUGCUUAUGUAACAAACUCCAAUAAAAGCAUUUGUCACCAA